Messenger RNA from Micromonas pusilla CCMP1545, 1815 nucleotides. RefSeq lists its product as uncharacterized. The record is from RefSeq and is a predicted model, not a curated record. The coding region runs from base 1 to 1260 and encodes 419 amino acids. Gene Ontology annotation, molecular function: S-adenosylmethionine-dependent methyltransferase activity. The transcript has 2 exons. Lineage: Eukaryota; Viridiplantae; Chlorophyta; Mamiellophyceae; Mamiellales; Mamiellaceae.
AUGGAACGAACGAAUGAAGUACCUUCGUAUUUAUAUUUCCGGAAGUACUUUCGUAUUAUUACAGUAAUACCUUCGAAGAUACUUUUGCGAGAUAUUGGUCACCACGCACUAUGUCGAAAGCGCACCGGAACAGGAGGAGCAAAGGUCGAACACUAUUCUUUUUACUAUUGCUUUCGUGGAGUUCCCUUCUUUUGGUACGACGUGCCACGCCGUGAACACCUUGCAGUAGGCAACGGUAAACAUGCCAUCGAGGCCUCCUCGGCUGAGGUAUAUUAUACUAGUGUUUACUGGAAUGACUAUGAGAUUGUUCGGCGGUAUAUGAACCGCUUGGCCACUGGGGACGAAAGAGUCACUUGGCAAGACCACUUACUUCGUUUUAGGAAUGGAAAGCCCUUCAAAAAAGCACUCAUCUUGAGUUGUGGAAACGGUUGGGUCGAAGCGGAAUUGUUCUCAAAAGGUGUUAUCGAAAGUGCAGUUGGUGUAGAUAUAAAUGCCGAUCUUCUCACGCUCGCUCGACAGCGAACAGUACGAAGCAACCUGCCUUUUCGUUACUACCUUCUUGACUCGAAUCAGGUGACCACGUUUCCAGAAAAUGGAUAUGACGUUGUUAUAAACCACGCUGCACUUCACCACGCUGCGUAUAUUGACCGUCAGGCCAGAGCAGUCUACCGCGUUCUCGUCGAAAAUACUGGUAUUCUAGUUAACUUUGAUUAUACGGGGCCUCACAGAAACCAAUACGACGAAAUCGAGUGGGACGCAAUGAUCAAACUAAACGAAAAGAGCCUUCCUAAAUUUCGCAAGGAAAGGCUUCGGUAUCCGCAUCUGCCGACCAUGCUUAAAUUGGACCCUAGUGAGGCUAUUCACAGUGAACUCAUAAUUCCAACGCUUAACCGAUAUUUUAUGCCAAUUUGGAAUAGAAGUAUUAACGGCGGCAUAGCCUAUGAGUUACUGACGCACAACAAGAACCUAGCGAAGUUCCGUGGCUUCGACGGGUCGAACUUGGACGCUGAACUGAAAUUUCACUUUCAUAAUAUUAUUGCAGCGGACGAAAAACACGCGCACAGAAGACCAAACUCGAGCCUCUUCUGGUACUCGGUGAUGCAACCGAAAUUCAACUUGAGUGAAGGCCUACUUCUAAAUUGGAGUGAAGAAGAACGGGUUCGAGAAGAAAAAGCUAUGAAUAACGGAGGAAUUUACUACCCUGUCUCUUCUGUGGCUAAACGUUAUCAACAAAACGCUCCGCGUUUGUUCGGUGGAUAGCUGCGGUACGUCUUCACGCAAGUGUGCAGUCCACGGGGCGAAUUAGCUAUCUUAUCGCUGCGUUUCCCAGCUCACACCCCGGACGUUGGUGAGCGUGCGUGAGACGGGAAGAUCCGAAAGUGUUACACGGGAAGACUGAGUCAGCUGGCUGCGCGGAAGUUAUUAGCCAUAGUUACACAUACAGCUACCUGGUACGAAAGUACUUUCGUACCUUCGUUCGUACGAAGGUACACAGCUACACACUACCUUCGAAGGUACCUUCGUACACAGCUACACACUACACAGGUACGAAAGUACUUUCGUACGAAAGUACGAAAGUACCUUCGAAGGUACACAGUAGACAGUACACACUACACAGCCUACACAGUACACACUACACACUACACAGCUACCUUCGUACACAGUACACACUACACAGCUACACACGUACGAAAGCACCUUCGUACGAAGGUACGAAAGUACACAGCAGGGGUAACUUACUAAAAUUUCGACACUAAGUAAAUACACGACUGCCGGAAAAAAAGGUAAAUAAAUAAAUAUUUCAAGGUACCGCAG